This is a messenger RNA of Hyalella azteca, 741 nucleotides long. RefSeq lists its product as uncharacterized. The transcript has a single exon. NCBI's taxonomy places the organism in Eukaryota, Metazoa, Arthropoda, Malacostraca, Amphipoda, Hyalellidae. Bases 1 to 741 code for a protein of 246 amino acids. Gene Ontology annotation, molecular function: RNA-DNA hybrid ribonuclease activity; nucleic acid binding. The record is from RefSeq and is a predicted model, not a curated record.
AUGACNAUCUUUCAAGCAAUGACCUACCUCUCCGCAAAUCGCAUCUGGCCAAGUGUCAUCUGCACCGACAGCCUGUCGUCCCUGCAGUUGCUCUCUCAACCACUUCCAACUAGCUACACGCACCUCAUUGCCUCAAUCCACAACCUCCUCACCCGAAUACCAGCGGGAGCAGUCAAGUUCCAGUGGAUUCCCAGCCACACAGGCGUGCCGGGGAACGAAGCCGCAGACAAGGUCGCCAGGAGGGCAGCCUCAUCAGAGAGCAUCCCGGUUGAACUUCCUCUUGACGUAACAGAACUAAAAUCUAUGGUCCGCCAGGAGGUCUGGCGGUUUUGGCAAUCAAAAUGGACCUCAGCACGCGGUCAAUUUGCCUUAGGCAUGACCAAACUCUCUGUCCGACCAUGGUCUCUUCGCACGCUUCAGUCUCGCCGAUUUGAGACUCUCUUUGCUCGCCUUCGUCUCGGAACAGCACCACUCAAUAAAGCCCUCUACCAGAUUCGUCAAGCUCCGUCACCACUCUGCACCUCGUGUCAAGUCGCCGAAACAACCCACCACUACCUCAUUGCAUGCAAAGAGUACAACGAAGCACGAUCGCAGCUGCGUCGCCAGUUACAAUUGCACGGAGUUCAGGUCCUCAGUCUGUACACACUAUUGGGUGGAGACACUGCCAGUUCACUUGCCUGGCCUCAGACCUGCCGAGCAGUUGAGCAGUUCAUCAGCGCAACACAUCGCUUUGGCCAAUAA